Phlebotomus argentipes is the source of this 2928-nucleotide messenger RNA. RefSeq names its product inner nuclear membrane protein Man1 (gene MAN1). The record is from RefSeq and is a predicted model, not a curated record. The coding region runs from base 339 to 2501 and encodes 720 amino acids. The transcript has 3 exons. Lineage: Eukaryota; Metazoa; Arthropoda; Insecta; Diptera; Psychodidae. Gene Ontology annotation, cellular component: nuclear inner membrane. Gene Ontology annotation, biological process: nuclear envelope organization; negative regulation of BMP signaling pathway. Gene Ontology annotation, molecular function: chromatin DNA binding.
UCGGGUGUCAACACAUCCGUGAUGUACCGGAAAUCGAUGGUGGAGACUAAUAACUGCGGAAAAGAAAAUUUUUGCAAUCUCUGCGGGCUUUUUCUCCUUUUCCUGGAUAAAAUUAUAAUAGUUCGGGGAUUAGUAACGGUGGCGCUGACUUCAGUUGUUGGAUUGUGUGUCUCUUUCGCUGGGAGAAAUAUUGUUUUCUGUGGCUUUUCUCUGAAUUUUCACCCAAAAGGUGCUCCCAUAUCGUGUUCGUGAACACCCACAGGCUUUCCGGAGGGUGUAAGAGAGUUGACCAAAUCAAAGGAAUAGAGUGAAAACAAAUGGAAGUGACCAAGUGAAGGAUGAACAAGUCGAGAACUCAACUUGAGCGCCUCAGCAAUGCAGAAGUUGGUCAGUUGCUGGUGGAGUACGGCUUUCCCAAUCAACCCGUGACGGCGACAACGCGAAAGGUGCUCUUGGCGCGCCUCCGGACACGCAUGCAGCAGGACCAGGAGAAGCUCCACCGGGACACAUCGUACGUCACACGGUACUCGAGUGGCGAGGAGUCGGACAUGGACAAUCGCCCCAAGAUGCCACCGCCAGCAGCGAGGAAGCGUCACACGGCCCUGCCCACGGUGAAGGUGCCCAUUCAGCCGCGCAAUUCGGUGUUUGUGCCGCCGCCCAUCGUGGCCCCCGACACAGACGAGGAUUCGGACAUCCACUUGCCGCCAGACUACAAGCACAAUUCAUAUGCCAGCAGCCGCUUGUCCGGUUUCAGUUUUCGGAAGCGCUACACCCCGGACAGCACUGAUGGACCGUACUUAGACGGGUCGACGCCACGCUUCGUCGGGACAAACAUCUCGUCGCCGUCGAAUGGGCACAAUUCCGCCGAGGAGUCGCCAUAUCUCAGUGAGUUCACUAAGAGACUCCUCCGGUUGCGCGGGGAGACGGUGAGCAAGGAGGCAGCUGCCACCAGACGGAGCGGCAGCAGAUUUGAGAUGAACUCCUCCAGCUCGACAAUCGACAACAUUGUCCACCACGCGCCGGAAACGCCAGCGGCGCCGCGCCAGCCACAACAGCCCCAGAGCGUACAGACUGCCGUGUCGAAUCUUGUGAGUCGCUUGGAUGAGCAGUACGGCUUCAAGCAGACUCUCGUGCCAUGCCUUCUCGUGUCUGCGUUCGUCGUCUUCAUAUUCUCCGUCAUCUUCGCCUAUCUCACCAUCAGCCCGGAUCUCGUGAACACACUGAGCGCCGAGGUGGCGUCUGUGGAGCUGUGCGAUGGCGUGAGUCUGAGAAGACCAGGCUAUUCGUGCAUUGAGCGCGGCGGAGUGGAGCCGGCACUGGAGAUGCUUAAGGCAAUCGCGCCGGAAUUGCAGCAACGCGUGGAGACGCACAAGUGCCGUGAUCCCGAGCGAUCGUUCACCAUGACGGCUUCAGAAGUUAUCCAGCUGGCGUUCAAGACGGAUCCGGGCGUGAGCCAUUCGCAGCUGCUGGAGCGAUUGCACAACAUGGAGUACCUGAUCGAGAGGAAUCCACAGUGGCGCGUGAACCACGUGAGUAGUGAUGGUGAAGCGCUGACAUUUGACGAAGUGGUGCAACUCAGAGAACAGCGGGGCAACAGCUUCGGCAUCCUCAAUCCGCGCUUGCCGCUGAGUUGUCUGUUGCGGAGCAAAAUGCAGAAGUUCUUCCUUACCGUUGGCGCGCUGGCGGUAGCUCUGCUUCUCAUGUACAGUGCGAAUCUCUUCUGGAAGUUUGUCAUCAACGUGAAGCGCAAGCGACAGGCGAAACUGGACAAGAUGAUCAAUGAAAUACUGAGCGCACUGAUGGAGCAGGCCAGCAAUGAGAAUGGCGGAUUGGUGGUAGUGAAUCAUUUGCGUGACAAAAUCAUCCCGGCGUCGCAGAGGCGAGACAUGGACACAAUGUGGAUGGAAGCGAUGGAGCAUCUGAAGAAGAAUGAGAGCAGAAUCCAGUUUGAGAUGGGCAGUCGAAAUGGGGAGGAUUGCCACAUGAUGAGGUGGAUUGACACGGUGUCGCCGUCACUGCUACACCACAGAAGCGCCCCGCCGGGCGGAAGUGCAGUGAAGAAGUGGCAGAGUCCGGCCUUCGACAAGAGCAACAAGAUCAAGGAUCCGCCGACGGCUUGCCUAAAAAUUAGGCAGAUGUUUGAGAAGUACGAGACGAACAACCCUAAUCUCAAGACCAUUAUCACGGAUGCCAUCCUGGAGAAGGUUGGUCCCAAGUGUCGUAUCUUCGAUGUACAACUGGACAAGUCGACGUGCUGUGUUUACGUGCGCUGCGCCACGCCUAAAGAUGCCGGAAUCGUGCACGAUGAGAUCAAUGGUUGGUGGUUCGACAAUCGCCUGGUGUCCAUCAAAUUCCUGAGGCUGGAGCGCUAUCUGAGCCGCUUCCCGAAAGCCAGCGCGGGUCCGGUGUCACUGCGGCCGUCCAACACGAAGAACCUCUCCAUGAGUCAGUGCUUCACGGAACCACCCGACAAUGCGCUGUUCGACGACGACGAGGAAUAGAGCGACAUCAGGGCAGAUCACAAAAACCUAGGUAUCAUUUUCUUUCAAUCCAUAUCACAACUCUUCGAUCCUCACAAAUAUGAGUGGACGUGCAUUUACGAGGACAGGCUAGGACGUUCUCUUUCCCACCCACAAAGCAGUUUUCGGGUCAUGCGGGCCAAAAUCAUCACGAGAAGGCGGAAUCAUGUGCAUAUAGCAGAGAAAGACGAGUGAUGAUCUUCCCAUUUUGCCCUUUCUUACAACUUUUUUUUGUCAAUGUCUCUUGUGUUUAGAUUUCGAUUUUUGAGAAUGAGAGCAAAAGAGAGAGAUUAAGUUUAAUUGAGGACUAUUUGAGAAUUAAUUCUUAACUCUGUUGCUGCGAGAAGUUUUGGCGGAAAUUUUUAAAUAAAUUUUUCAAUAACAUGUUUAACGGAUAAAAGCGCGCUCU